Messenger RNA from Daldinia caldariorum, 2236 nucleotides. RefSeq names its product WD40 repeat-like protein. Gene Ontology annotation, biological process: spliceosomal snRNP assembly. Gene Ontology annotation, cellular component: SMN complex. Gene Ontology annotation, molecular function: protein binding; RNA binding. Bases 744 to 1841 code for a protein of 365 amino acids. The record is from RefSeq and is a predicted model, not a curated record. The transcript has 4 exons. Lineage: Eukaryota; Fungi; Ascomycota; Sordariomycetes; Xylariales; Hypoxylaceae.
CAGCAUUAAAUCAAACCCUCCAAGGGACUCGACGCAUCAAAUGAGGCUCGUCAAUUGAAUUCUAUCUAUCCCAAGUCUCCAAAACGGCUUUUGACAACUAAACUUUUUUUUUUUUUUUCCUUUCCUUUCCUAUUCCUUUCAGACAUCACAUCCACGCUCAACGCGUUUUUUCUCCCCCCCCCGUCGCUCAUUCUCGAUUGGGAUCUUACGCUUCGAUCAUCUUGUUCUUUGGACUUUCAUCUCUCAUUUUCCUCUCCUGUUUACUUUGGUGACAGUUGGAGGGCUCAAAAACAAUCCAAACAAAACCCAACUUGCGCCGAUCCAAGUUCUCGUCCUUCUAUUAAUAAAUUCGAUUCUACUUCCGUCAUCCUUUUGCGAUAUCAAAUUUACGACCCGUCACGAAUAGUCACGAGUAUCUUUCCCUCCAUCCGCUUUCGCUGUAAAACUCGCCACGCCCCUUUCGCCUCGUCGUCCACCAACUAUCUCAGAGUUAUUAGAGACCAUUCCUGACGAAUAUUCCACACACACUUUCUUUUCGCUGUAUCGGUCAUUAAGAAACGCUGUUCCGAUACUCCUCCGAAGCGUACGUUAGUCGCACCUUGAGACAUCCGCCUCAGAAUAACGUACUCUAUAUCAUCACCGAAUUCCCACCGAAUUCAGCGUUUGAACCUCGAGCUUGACCCCUAAAGCUGUUAAAAGAAUUCGAUCCAACGCAAUCUAUACCCCACCGCCUUUCUCUAGCGAUGGCUACCCCUGAGGCGCCCCGGCAAUAUGUCCCUCUGACCUGUCACGGUCAUUCCCGACCUGUCCCCCAUAUCAGCUUCUCGCCUUUAGAGAAAGAUGACGUCUAUUAUUUAAUAUCGGCUUGCAAAGACGGCAACCCCAUGCUUCGGGAUGGCCAGACUGGCGACUGGAUCGGUACAUUUAUAGGCCACAAAGGUGCAGUUUGGCAAGCUAGGCUCAGCCCCGACGCUGCUACCGCCGCUACGGCUUCUGCAGACUUCACCGCAAAGAUCUGGGAUACGCAUACCGGGGAACUUUUGUUCACUCUCCAACAUGACCACAUCGUCCGGGCCGUCGCUUAUCCACCCGACAAUUCCGACCUCGUGGCUACCGGCGGGAUGGAGAAGAAGCUUCGCAUCUUUGACCUGACAGAGAUGAAGCCCAAGUCGACCCCCGAAGCUGCUUCAAAUGGCGGCAACGCAGAAGCUACCAUCGUGCCACCCACUAUCCAAGCCUCCUCCGCUUUCGAGAUAGGAACAGGCGUCCAUACCGCCUCCAUCAAGUUCAUAGUUUGGACUAGGGAUCCGAAUAUCUUGAUCACCGCUUCCGACAAUACGCUACGUUGGUUCGACUUACCCACGAGAAGUGUCGUAAAGCAAGAAGUCUUGGAUGGGGAGAUCGGCUCUUGCGAAUUUUGCGCCCUGGCUCCCGAAUUUACGUCCAAGACGGACAUCGGAGAAGGGUUACCAGUUCUCGCGGUGGCUGCUGGAAAGUCUAUUUACUUCUGGGGCGGCGUUCGCGCCAUGGACGAGUUAAAGCGCACCAAGAUGAAUUACAAGGUAGCUAGCGUAGCCUUGGACCCCAAGGGGAGGAAGAUCGUCGUCGGCGAAGACAUCCCAGCAACGUGGGCGAGAGUAUACAGAUGGGAUGACGAUACAGAGAUAGAUAUCCACAAGGGCCAUCACGGCCCCGUGUGGUCGGUGGCCUUCUCUCCCGACGGAAAGCUCUACGCCACGGGCUCGGAAGACGGAACAAUCAAGAUGUGGAAGAACUGCGAGGGGUUCUACGGACUCUGGCGCGGAGGCGCAAGCGGCGGGGCAGAGCGAAACGCCGAAUAGGGUGGCGCGCUUCGCAGACGACCUUCAACCGCCUCGAGCCGAGAUAGCCCGGAUGCUUCAACAAAUUCUAGCAGUGAGUCUCAAUAGAGGGCUAUAUCCAUCCGAGAGCAAAUUCUAGCGCUCGAACAAUCUUAGUACAGCAUCAUUCAAGUCUCGUCAUGCCGCGAGCAUAAUUCAAACGAAGAACGUCUGAGACUAUUUUGGGUCAAGUAAACGAGUAGCCGGAUAUGAUGUUUGCUGGUCAUAUUAUAGUCAUUAUGUAGACGUAUAAAAAUAUUACCACAACAGGGGGUUGGCGUACUAUUUUCCUAGGGCCUAAGGGACAGAUACUGAGAGAAACCCAGAGUAGAUUACAGAAAUAGCCUCAUAAUGCAACAUUGCAUUCGUCGUUCUCA